AUGGACCGUCUUAAUCGAAUGCUGCAAGCCGCCCAGGGCAUGGGAAUGGGAAGUGCUGCUCCGGGUGGUGACUCCCCCCACCUGAUCGAUAACUCCGAAACCGUUCACAUUUCAUCUCUGGCUCUGUUGAAGAUGUUGCGGCACGGCCGCGCUGGCGUGCCCAUGGAAGUCAUGGGCCUUAUGCUGGGAGAGUUUAUCGAUGAAUAUACAGUUCGUGUUGUGGACGUCUUUGCCAUGCCCCAGAGUGGCACCGGUGUCAGUGUUGAAGCUGUGGACCCUGUUUUCCAGACCAAGAUGAUGGAGAUGCUGCGGCAAACUGGACGACCCGAGACUGUUGUUGGAUGGUAUCACUCUCAUCCCGGUUUCGGCUGUUGGCUGUCCUCCGUCGAUAUCAAUACCCAGCAAUCAUUCGAGCAGCUUACCCCCCGUGCCGUCGCUGUUGUCGUUGAUCCUAUUCAAUCAGUGAAGGGCAAGGUCGUGAUCGAUGCUUUCCGUCUCAUUCAACCCCAGACUGUUGUCAUGGGCCAGGAACCCCGGCAAACAACGUCUAACUUGGGUCACCUCAACAAACCCUCGAUUCAGGCCCUCAUUCACGGCCUCAACCGCCACUACUAUAGCAUUGCGAUCAAUUACCGAAAGACUGGCCUGGAGGAGAACAUGCUGAUGAACUUGCACAAGCAUGUAUGGACAGAGGCUCUGCAGAUGAACGACUUCCAUGAGGAAGGCCAGCAUAACGUGGACCAGAUGAAGCAGCUUGUUAGCCUUGCCGAGGGCUACGAGAAGCGGGUGAAGGAGGAGACCGAAUUGACCAAGGAACAACUCAAGACGAGAUAUGUGGGCAAGGUUGAUCCUAAGAAGCACAUUGAGGACGUAAGCCAGCAGUUGAUCGAGGACAACAUUGUUGCCGUUUCUAGGCAGAUGAUCGAUAAGGAAGCUUCUGUGGCUCGGCAGGCGGGGUCCAAGGACGGUGCUAACGGCGCCUCCAUGGAGGUGGACGAGGAGCUUUAG
Molecule: messenger RNA, 1008 nt
Organism: Penicillium macrosclerotiorum
Lineage: Eukaryota; Fungi; Ascomycota; Eurotiomycetes; Eurotiales; Aspergillaceae
Product: proteasome regulatory particle lid subunit RPN11
Exons: 4
Coding region: 1-1008 (335 amino acids)
Biological process (GO): proteasome-mediated ubiquitin-dependent protein catabolic process; protein deubiquitination
Cellular component (GO): proteasome regulatory particle, lid subcomplex
Molecular function (GO): metallopeptidase activity; protein binding; proteasome binding
Source: RefSeq, a predicted model, not a curated record